Molecule: messenger RNA, 1952 nt
Organism: Darwinula stevensoni
Lineage: Eukaryota; Metazoa; Arthropoda; Ostracoda; Podocopida; Darwinulidae
Source: the annotation of a GenBank genome assembly
AUGAGUACCGGUGAGAUUCGGAAGGACUUCCGGUCCGUGGGAGGUGUCUUGGAGGUGGGAGGUGUCCGGAUCGAGAUCCUGGCAAAGCUGUGCACAACAGCCGGGGGAGCUCUGGAGCCUCACGUUUCCGCUCUCAUUCACGAAUUCCUCUCUUCGAUGGACUCCCAGGAACCCACGGCAUUGCUUCAUCUUAGUUCCCAGUUGGCGGGGGAUCAGCGAGCCCAGGAAGCCAUGGACCGGGCUCGGGUUCGAAAACCCUCGUCUCUCCUCGAUGCCCUUGCUUCUAUUCUUCCAUUUGUGAAUGAGAAAAACAUGGAGGAGGUGAGUGGGAAGUUGGUGGGGAUUCUUCGUGGGCAUGGAGGACUUUUAACAAAGUUCAAUUGUGCAUGGGUCAUUCAGGUUCUGGUCUCCCUCUUGCCGAAGCAAACAGUUGAACCAUACACUGGGAAGAUCCUGGCAGCAUUGGUACACAACCUGCAUGACCGUAAUGCUGUUCUUCGUACUGUCAUGGCCAAGACCAUAGGACAUAUCAUGAAGGCUGCUAAGGACUCCAGCUUCCAGAAAUUGGGGGAGAAGAUCACCUCUUGGUACCUGGAUAAAGAUGAUGAAGAAACUCUUGUCAUGUGUGGGCUGGUGGUGCACUAUAUCCAAGAGCAUAGUGCAGACAGAGGCAGUAGUCACUACAUCUGGUCACUGCCAUUGGCCUUUCUAGCCAUGCAUGCCAAACCACCUUCUCUGGAGUCAAAGACUGAAGCUAAGAAUAGUUGUGAUGUUUGGAGGGAAGUCUGGAAUGAAGGAACACCAGGAACAGAGAUUGGCCUGAAACUGUAUGCAACUGAGAUCGUUGACCUUAUUGAGAAAUUCUUCUCAUCACAAUCAUGGAUGAAAAAGGCCCAGGCCGGGAGAGCCCUGAGUUCCUUGCUUUUACUUCGAGAUCAUCUGAAUGAUUCACAACUCAAGAAGAUAUCUGGGCUUCUGAUGGAAUCCCUUAGUGGAAAGACUUGGGAUGGAAAAGAGGCAAUACUUGAAGCCACAAAGGAGUUCUGCUCACAUGCCACUGGGAAGAAGGAGGAGUUGAGGAGAGAGCUGCAACUUGGAGAGUUGGUGGAUGGAAUGCUGAAAGAAUGCCGCAAAAAUGUGAACAUGUCUUACAAGCAGCAUUGUCUUACACACACAGCUGUGGCACUGGCUGCCUGUGGAAGUGACAAGUUUUCAGCCUUCAAAGAAUUGAUGUCUCCCAUCUUAUCUCAGGGCCAAAUGAGGGAAAGCAACAGAAUGGAAGAAAAGGGAGAGGAGGAGAAUGAUCUGGAAGGAAGCAUAGCAGAGCGGGAAAACCUCCUUGUCUGUGCCUGGGUUGCUAUAGGCAAGGCAUGGCUCCCUACAUCUCAAGGUGCAGGAGAAGACUUGCAGUGGAUUCUGGAGGAAAUUAAAAAUUCAUUGGGGAAAAGUUCAGGAAAAAUUGUUGGAGUGAUGAGGACAACUCUAUCCACCCUAAUUCUUAAUUCGCUCCAGGCUAAGGAAUUGAGUGCAUUUGAUCAAGCUGCCUCUCUUCUCACUGAAGUCGUCUCAUCGUUGACGUCGCAUUUGCCAUCCAAAUCACAUGAUACUCUAAUGGAGACAAUACAGAAACGGCUUAAUGAGUUGGAAGAUGCUGAAGUGAAGUUAAAGCUUGAGGCAGCACUCCAACCCCUACUCCAGGGAUAGUCUAAGUGAUCCACUUGUGAUACCCUUCAGAUAUGAGUGUGCUUACUGCCGUCCCCAUCAGAACUGCUUGUGAAAGAGGGAAAAAAGAGAGAGAUAUUCAUUCUUUGCUCAGUCUGUGCAUGCCCAGAUGUUCUUCAAUAUGAAUUUGUUAUAUACGUUUUGUGCCUGUCCUCUUUCACCACAGAGUGCCAAAAUGCAUGUUGUUGCAUUAUUCUCUGUUGCCUUUUCGUUUUAGUUUGAAUAAAGUC